GUACAAAGUAUUCCAUUUAUACAGAGGAACGCCACCCCCCAUAUCUACAGAAAAUCAAAAUGGGCGCCGUGCAGCCAGGAGCAGUUGUGAGCAUUGAACACACCUGGGUGCACUCAACUCCAUACGCCGCACUGCCACCCUACGCUGUCAUCGGUGGCCACGACUCGGAUCGCAGCCCCAUCUAUGUGGGCCGAUCCUUCCACGAGGGCGAAAACCUGCCUGCCAAAGUCAUUCCCAGCAAGGGUUGUGCCUAUGUGGCCUAUGGUGGAGCGGAACACUCGAAGACCCACUACGAGGUGCUGGUUGGACAGGGCUUUGCUUGGGUGCCCAGCUGCAGCGGUGGUGUGCCGCCCAAUGCGGUUCGCAGUGGUACUACACGCACCGGCGAGCCCCUUUACGUGGGACGGGGUCACCAUGCCGGCAGCUUGAGCGUCGGCAAGGUGCAUCCUUCGCACGGCUGCCUUUACAUCCCCUUCGGCGGCCAGGAGGUCCGCAUCAACACCUACGAAGUCCUGAUCUACCAGCAGCGGGACGUUUGGGUUUCGGCCUCGCCCGCCUACACUCCGCCUGGAGCUGUUGUCGCUGGCCAUGACUCUGACCGGACUCCCAUUUACGCCGGACGGGCCAUGCACGAGGGCGAGAUGCUCCCAGCCAAGGUGAUUCCAAGCAAGGGAUGCGCCUACGUCUGCUACGGAGGCUACGAGUUCCAGAAGCCUACAUACGAGGUGCUCACCGGCUACGGAUACGUCUGGAUUCAUGUCCAACAUCACGGCAUUCCACCCAAUGCCGUUUCCACGGGUCGUGCCCGCAAUGGAGAUCCCAUCUACUUUGGCCGCGGACACCAUCAGGGCAGCCUGACUCCGGGUCUGAUCUCGUCGCGCCAGCGCUGUCUCUACAUUCCGUACGGUGGCCGGGAGAUCCGUCUCGACUCGUACGAAGUGCUCUGCAGGCAGUGAAUGCGAAUCCCCGGACCGUUAAGCCACGAACUGCAUUUAGUAUUGAACUAAGUUUAAACCCUGUAACCCUGCGUUACUUAUCCAAUAAAAUCCCAUCUUUGCUAACCUAAAGAAA
This is a messenger RNA of Drosophila persimilis, 1071 nucleotides long. RefSeq lists its product as uncharacterized. Bases 60 to 956 code for a protein of 298 amino acids. NCBI's taxonomy places the organism in Eukaryota, Metazoa, Arthropoda, Insecta, Diptera, Drosophilidae. The transcript has 3 exons. The record is from RefSeq and is a predicted model, not a curated record.